Messenger RNA from Coregonus clupeaformis (lake whitefish), 1929 nucleotides. RefSeq names its product NFU1 iron-sulfur cluster scaffold homolog (S. cerevisiae) (gene nfu1). Lineage: Eukaryota; Metazoa; Chordata; Actinopteri; Salmoniformes; Salmonidae. The record is from RefSeq and is a predicted model, not a curated record. Gene Ontology annotation, molecular function: iron ion binding; iron-sulfur cluster binding. Gene Ontology annotation, cellular component: mitochondrion. The transcript has 9 exons. Gene Ontology annotation, biological process: iron-sulfur cluster assembly. Bases 1 to 846 code for a protein of 281 amino acids.
AUGGUUAAAAAUGAGGCCCCUGAAGAAGAAGACGACGAUUCAGCCCUGCAGAUUUUACGGAAAUUGCGUCAGUUUAUAAACAUCACAAACAUGGCGACUUACAGGCAGGUCGGGAGGUUGUUGGGUAUUUCUCUAAGAAUUUCAAGUCCCCUUGCUGUGCGUGCAUAUCAGUAUGCUGGACUGCAUUGGACUCCACUCAACAUUGGUGUCACAAGGAGAUGGUCACUGCCACCAUUUUCAGUUGUUUGUGCAAGGACCAUGUUCAUUCAGACUCAAGACACUCCCAACCCAAACAGCUUGAAGUUUCUGCCUGGUCGCAUGGUCCUCGAACAAGGAACAAUGGAUUUUGCUGCACCCCGGGAAGCCUAUUGCUCACCCCUCGCUAGGCAGCUAUUUAGAAUCGAUGGUGUCAAGGGUGUCUUUUUGGGUCCUGACUUCAUUACCAUAACCAAGACAGAUAUAGAUCUGGAAUGGAAGUUAAUCAAACCUGAUGUGUUUGCUGCUAUUAUGGACUUUUUCACCUCUGGACUCCCUGUUGUCAAUGAGGAGGACACCCCUCGUGCAGAUACAGCACCCUCAGAUGAUGAUGAUGAGGUAAUUGCUAUGAUCAAAGAGCUUCUGGACACCCGAAUCAGGCCCACAGUGCAGGAGGAUGGUGGAGAUGUCCUGUAUUGUGGCUUUGAGGAUGGCAUUGUGAAGCUGAAGCUGCAGGGCUCCUGCACCAGUUGCCCCAGCUCCAUGGUCACACUGAAGAGUGGCAUCCAGAAUAUGUUGCAGUUCUAUGUCCCUGAAGUGGAAGGGGUAGAGCAGGUGAAGGAUGAGCAAGAGGAAGUUGCCCAAGGCUGAGUCCAAUGGAAACUACUGACUCUACAGACAUCCUCUCACCCUCUCCCCUCCAGUAGCCACUCCUGACUCCAUCCUAUAGCUGAUUUAAUGAGCAUCGUAGAGGCCUGUCUAAAGCACAGCAGUGGCAAAAGAAGAACUGUGGGGUUAUUUGGAGAGAUUUCUAAUUGAACAUCAUGGCAGUUUUCAGAGAUUGUCAGUCAUUCUGGCUAUGGGAUUCAGGGGGUAAGAGAUGAACGCCUUGUCUGAAGUAGUGUCUUUGUCCUGCUGCUUGCUUUGAAAGGCUUGCAGGCUGAAGGACUCCAACUUGAACUUCUGUCUGACAAUGAAUUUAUUACAGUAUCUAGUGUUAUCACACCAUAUAACUCAGUAAGUAUUGGUUAUUUAAGUCCCGAUGCAGCCGUUUUAUAUCAAUAUCAAAUCAUUUCUGGGUAACAAUUUAAGUACCUUACUGUAAUAGAUUUCCUUUCAAAUGGGCAAAAUAGCUUUUUAGGUAAAAAAUUAUUCUCAAGCAAGACUUUUGCUAAGACUGUCUGAAGGCAGUGUGAGUGGGUAGGGAAAAAUUGAGAACUAGCUGUCAUUGGCAGGGAGGUUUGGAACUGUCUUUGUUAUUGGUCUAUUCAUUAAUUUACCGCAUGGUGAUGCAUGGAAAGCCGAAAUUCCCGCACAUGCAAACCUGCUGAUUAGAAGGCCCUGUUUUGAUUGUAUUUUCAAUCAGCAGCUAUCAGGAAAUAACACUGAUCAAAUUGUUUCACACUUUUACAGUAUUAGGUCCAUCAGCUGUUGUACAAUAUGAUAUACAUUUUGACUGCAUUAAGCCUUUUAAAAAAACAACUCCAUCCAUAUACAACACAAAUGUGCACACUGUAAAUGUAAAUAAAUAAAAUAAAUUGAAUUAGAGUAUGAAAUUAUUUUCUUGAAUGCCCUGAAUAUUGGCCACCAACUAAUCUGUCAAUUUGACAGGGGAAAUGGUGCACAGAUAGAGGAUGGUCUGGAGGAACGUUUGAGUUUGCAUUGGUUUUUAUGUCUGUUACUAUUAUCAUGUGAAUGUAUAAUAAGCAAUUAAAAACACCUCUAUAAAUUAUA